Messenger RNA from Arachis duranensis, 818 nucleotides. Its product is annotated as zinc finger BED domain-containing protein RICESLEEPER 1-like. Gene Ontology annotation, molecular function: protein dimerization activity; DNA binding. The coding region runs from base 8 to 775 and encodes 255 amino acids. The record is from RefSeq and is a predicted model, not a curated record. Lineage: Eukaryota; Viridiplantae; Streptophyta; Magnoliopsida; Fabales; Fabaceae. The transcript is spliced from 3 exons.
GUAUUUUAUGCAAGUUUGGAAAAUUGAAUGUCUUUUGGAAGACAAUCAAACUUGUGAUGAUGUUGUUAUUAUGAACAUGGCUUUCAGAAUGAAGAUGAAGUUUGAUAAAUAUUGGAAGGAUUAUAGCACUGUCUUGGCUUUUGGGGCAAUUCUUGAUCCUCGAUUAAAGUUAAAGUUCUUGAGGUUUUGUUACAAAAAACUAGAUCCUUCAACCUUUGAAUUGAAGGCAAAUGAAGUAUUGGAGAAAUUUAAAAGGUUGUAUGGAGAGUACAUAAAUACUUUUGGUGGUUCAACAAUUUCUCAAAGUAGUAAUCAAUCUCCUAUGUCACCUGAAGAAGGAAGGCUUACAAAGAAGAGCAAAAUGGUGAUGAAGGAGUUUAGAGAAUUUGACUGUGAAACCCAAACUUCCAAAGAUAAAGAUGAAUUAGAGAUUUAUCUAAAAGAAGGUUUGAUUCACACCAAUGAAGAUGAUUUGAAGUAUGAUGUGCUGAAUUUUUGGAAGAUUAAUGAGGAUAGGUUUCCCACUCUGUCAGUUAUGGCCAGAGAUGUUUUAAGUAUUCCCAUCACUACAGUAGCAUCUGAGUCUGCAUUCAGUAUUGGUGGACGUGUUUUAACAAAAUAUAGAAGUUCCACUCUUCAUGAGCAUGUUCAAAUGCUUAUUUGCACAAGGAGUUGGUUACGUGGAUUUGUUCCAAAUCAUGAUGAUGAUGAAAUUGGUGAAAUUCAUGAAGAAGAAGCGUCAACAGAAACGAUGCAUCCCCCUCAACAUUUAUGAUUUUAGAUGAUGAACUUUUGUGUCAAUUUUAUUUUGAUUUUCU